This is a messenger RNA of Radiomyces spectabilis, 642 nucleotides long. RefSeq lists its product as uncharacterized. The transcript is spliced from 4 exons. Bases 1 to 642 code for a protein of 213 amino acids. The record is from RefSeq and is a predicted model, not a curated record. Lineage: Eukaryota; Fungi; Mucoromycota; Mucoromycetes; Mucorales; Radiomycetaceae.
AUGCGUGCACACCAUUCUGCUCUGGAUGCCUUAUCCGAAGCUCGUAAAGCGAUCGACAAGAGCACACAAAAGGCCCCAAAGAAAAAAGAUCCUCCACCUGCGCCGCCGCCUUCGAUUCCCGUAGGAAUAUCAAGAGUAGAGGAGGACCCCCGAUAUGUCACUCUAAAUUUGGAUCUGGAUCAUGUAAUACUGACCGGUACCAAUUACGGUAUGGUGACCCUGGCGACGACUGUUGCGCAUUCAGUUGAGCAGUUAAAAGCAAUCAAGAAUGGCGACUGGGUCAAGCUACCUGCACCUACCACAAUCACGGCAAAGGACCUACACUGGGGAACAGGCCAGUGCCACUUCUCCAAGAAAACUUUGGAAAUCGAAAGAAGAACACUGCUGCCGGGAAAGAGGCCACAGCUGCUGGAGCCGUUCUCGCCAACAACAGUCUUUGCCUGGCGAAGAAUGUCACAGAUUUCCUGGGACGGUACGCCCAAGCCCGGGCCCAAGGCUUCAGUCUGCAAAAACUUUACGGCCAAAUUUGGAUCCACAGGCACCGGCGAUGGGCCUUGUGAUGUGGAGACUCCUGGUCACCAAGGAGAACCGGCAUUACAAACCGAUGACCCUCAUCAGGGCCAUCGGACACGCUGGCACUGA